GGCAUAAAUUUUUUCUUUUUUAGUUAUUUUUAACUUCUUCAUCUGUUCUUUGUCUCUUCUUUUUCUUUUUUUAUUUAUUUAUUUUCUUUAACAAAACUCUUUUUAUACGGUUAUGGAUAACGAAGUUUUUACCUGUCUUUGGCAAGGCUGUACUCAACAAUACUUUGAUGCUGAACAACUUUAUAGUCAUUUGACUAACGAUCAUGUAGGAAGGAAAUCAACUGGAAACUUGUGCCUGACUUGUCAUUGGGUCAAUUGUGAUGUUACAGUGGUAAAAAGGGAUCAUAUUACUAGUCACUUACGAGUUCAUGUUCCUUUGAAACCUCACCGAUGCUCUUACUGUAAAAAGGCUUUCAAACGACCUCAAGACUUGAAAAAACAUGAAAAAAUUCAUACUGAUGAACACUUAUCCAACUUGCGACAUUAUUCUCAACAACAACCUCAACAACCUUUGACUCCUCCAAGACAAGCUCAAUAUGAUGUUGGUCAUCUUAGUCCUUUGAAUCAUGCUUCUCCUCAACACCCUGUAUCUCCUCCUCAAAGUGCUUAUUCUGAAGAUUUAACAAACACUUCCAAUGAAAACGGUGGUGGUUGGCUUUAUGCAAGUGUAUCACCUUCCACUGAUAUGUCUGAUCAAUUCCCUACUGAUCAUCAUCAUCAACCGCAGCAACAACCAUCAUUCUCAUUUGAAUCUCCUGAACAAGCCAUGUCUGGAUUGAUAUUCCCAGUGGACACCAAUGCCAAGGCCGUAUAUAAUGAUGACAUUGCUCAGCGUUUGGACUACUUACAAAAUAUGAUGGAUACAGAUAGCAUUACACCUUCACAACUUAACAUCAAUAUUAGUAGUGAACAACAAUUGGCUGAUAUGAAUGCAUGGCUUGCUCAACUUAGUGAAAGUAUUGGAUCCCCUGGUAUGUUACAGCAAGUAGAUAACAACAACAACAAUAAUAAUAAUAAUAAUACGGUUUUCGACAAUUACAAUGUACUUUUACAAGAUCCAACUCCAUCACCUCCUCAACAACAACAACAUAUGUACAAUGAUGCCAUGAUGAUGUAUCCAGUAGCCAAUGAUGAUAUGUAUGUACGAUCCUUACCGAUACAAUCAUCUACAGAUUUGUAUCAUGAUCAGCAACAACUGAUGAAUCAAAUGGCACAACAACAAGAACAACAAGGAUACCAACAACUUUUGAUGACAACUGGACAACGACAACAUUAUACAUCUAUUCCUGAUAUGGCUCCAAUGUUCCAGCCUGAUGUACGUAGUGCGUUGAACUUUACCAGUGCAAAGGGAUCUGAAAAAUACAAUAAUCCAACCGAUGCCAAGAUUGACAAGAAGGAAUCACAAUCAUACAAACCAACCAAACCAAAUGUGAACACUGAUCAUGUACAAGACAAACAGAAUGUGACAACUAUGAUCAAUGUAUUUGCAAGCUUUGACACCGCAAAAGACAAUAACAAAAAGACAACAUCACGCAGCAUUGAAUCGUCAUCACUGGAUGAUGAAAAGAAGAAGGGAUUGGAAACAAAGGAGGGUAGCAAUGUAACAGAUCUCUUGGUCAGUUUCGACAAUUUAUCUGUAUUGGACAAUGAUGAAAAGGCGCAAUAUCCUACUAAAUCAAAUACAACAAUAACAAAGGUAACAACAGCCAAUGUCAUUGCUUCUUCUUCAAAUGAAAUACAAGAUCGACAUCGAUUAUUAUUAAAACAAGUUGGUAAAUGGAUCAACGAUAUAUAUAAUCAUCAGAAAGCAACAUCAACAACAACAUCAUCAUCAUCAUCUCCUCAAAAUACUGUCAAAGUGAAUUGAUUUGAAUAGGCUUAAAUGUACUGGAUGGCAUUUGGUUUUAGUUUAGUUUAGUUAUUUUUUUCUUUCUUGUUAUUAUAUCAUAUAAAAUAAAAC
Halteromyces radiatus is the source of this 1900-nucleotide messenger RNA. RefSeq lists its product as uncharacterized. The transcript is spliced from 2 exons. Bases 113 to 1807 code for a protein of 564 amino acids. Gene Ontology annotation, biological process: positive regulation of transcription by RNA polymerase II. Lineage: Eukaryota; Fungi; Mucoromycota; Mucoromycetes; Mucorales; Cunninghamellaceae. The record is from RefSeq and is a predicted model, not a curated record. Gene Ontology annotation, cellular component: nucleus.